GCGGGCUUUCAUUCUUUCUUCGUGGCGGGAAGGGAAACGAGAUGGGAAACGAGGUCGAGGAGGGAGAGUCGUUGAUCUCCGAGGUCGCCGAGAAGCCGGCCGAAAACCCUAACCCUAGAUCGGUGAAGACAAAAGUCCCGGAGGUGGAGGUCCACUUGUUCAGGAGCGGCAAAGGCCCUAUCGAUGUCUUCCGAUCGGGUCUCAGCGGCUGGGAACAGAACCAGCUCGAGGUCCAGGACAUCCUUGACAAGUAUGGAUUCAAAUCGUUGUACGCCUUCAAUACUUCGUCCGGCCGUGGCGUCCCGAUCCGGUUCAACGCUAGGAACGGCCGCUCGAUCCUCACUUACACUGAUGGAUCGGUGAUCUACGUUGAUGGUGAACCAAAGGAUUCUAUGGUGAAACCUGUCACGAAGAUUUUCAUUGGUGUGGCUGUGCUAACUCUUCUGAUAGCUGUGCUUGUGAAGGAAACUCCACAGUGGUUCAAGAAUUCAUGGUUUAAAAAUGCAAAGUUCCCUCCCUGGGUUCUUGCUUGUGCUGUCAUAGUUUUCACUCGAAUGAGGAAGAGAACCAAAGAUAUGUUGAAGAAAUUCGGUUGGUGAUUGAUCUUGUUGAGCCGUUUCUGUCUUGCAAUUUUAUUAAAAGCUUAUAUGCAAACUUACUCACAUAUUCACUGUGUGUGGAGCCAGACCCUGUUUUUUAUGUACAAGAGUGUUCUCUGAAAUAAACAAUUGCAAGAGAUUCAUUUUGUGCAUUCUGAA
This is a messenger RNA of Dioscorea cayenensis subsp. rotundata (Guinea yam), 758 nucleotides long. RefSeq lists its product as uncharacterized. The transcript has 2 exons. Bases 42 to 599 code for a protein of 185 amino acids. The record is from RefSeq and is a predicted model, not a curated record. Lineage: Eukaryota; Viridiplantae; Streptophyta; Magnoliopsida; Dioscoreales; Dioscoreaceae.